AUGAAUUCACUGUGGUCCCGUCUCAACAUCUUAUCGGCUGAUUAUCCAAAACAGUCUUGCCGUAGUGUGCAAAACACUAUUCCCCAACCAACCAAUGCUUGUGAAAAUGCACCACACCUUGCCGAAGCAAGCAUGAAUCCAGAAAGUUCAAAUCAGGAAAACAUAUAUACUGAUAUGUAUACAUCCAGCCCAAUCAGUGCAAUCAGUACAAUCAGUACAAUCAAUGAUCCAAGAAUCCCUGCUUCACCAAUCUCGUCCCUGAUUGAGGCAGCUAGGAUACUGCAGUCUGGAAAGCAAUGUGACUUUACAGUAUCAACCAUAUAUACUGCAGAGUCCAUUGCACCAGAUUCAGCAGUGACUGGCCAUUCAUCAGGACCCGUUGAGCAUUAUACCGAUGCUCAAGCAUCUAUGCUGUCAUACAGCUAUGCUAAACGGGUUUUGGCGUGUGACAAACCGCCUUUUGAAACUCGGUAUAAAGCUGACCAGAUGAUGUACACAAGCAGUAAGCUUCCUGGAAAAGCUGAUAGAUCAAAAGUGUGGCAGCCCAUGUCAUCACUGAGGGAUUCUAUCAGUGUCUGA
Batrachochytrium dendrobatidis JAM81 is the source of this 579-nucleotide messenger RNA. RefSeq lists its product as uncharacterized. The record is from RefSeq and is a predicted model, not a curated record. NCBI's taxonomy places the organism in Eukaryota, Fungi, Chytridiomycota, Chytridiomycetes, Rhizophydiales. The coding region runs from base 1 to 579 and encodes 192 amino acids. The transcript is spliced from 4 exons.